CGGGUUUCCUUUCAUGUUCGUGUGUACGGUGUUUAUUAGGGGAGGAGGACUCUUGAGGCUAUAUUUAAGAUUUACUGAGCACUGCGAGCAUCUCGACAGUACAAAUAAAUAAUGGACACAGAAAAUGACCCACAAGAAGAGGAGACUUUCAGCAGCACAGAGAGCAAUGGUAAGCGCCCUGCACAGGACACUGAUGACAAGCCAUCAUACAAACGCUCACGAAAAUCUGAUGACAUGGUGGAACUGCGUGUGUUGUUACAAAGCAAAAAUGCUGGAGCUGUGAUUGGAAAGGGGGGAAAGAACAUUAAAGCUCUGCGCACUGAUUACAAUGCCACUGUGUCAGUCCCAGACAGCAGUGGGCCCGAGCGGAUCCUGAGCAUCAACGCAGACAUCCCUACUGUGGCUGAUAUCCUGUUGAAGAUCAUCCCUACUCUAGAGGAGUAUCAGCAUCACAAAGGGGUGGACUUCGAUUGCGAGUUGCGGCUGCUGAUCCAUCAGAGUUUAGCAGGCAGCAUCAUCGGUGUGAAGGGGGCCAAAAUCAAAGAGCUGCGUGAGAGCACCCAGACUACCAUCAAGCUUUUCCAGGAGUGCUGCCCUCAGUCCACUGACCGUGUGGUGCUGGUUGGUGGUAAAGCAGACAGGGUUGUGCAGUGUAUUAAAACCAUGCUGGAGCUCAUUGCUGAGGCCCCCAUUAAAGGCCGCGCACAGCCAUACGAUCCAAACUUUUACGAUGAAACGUACGACUACGGUGGCUACAGCGUGAUGUAUGAAGAACGUGGACGCCGGCCAAUGGGAGGGUUCCCCUCGCGGGACCGUGGAUUUGAUCGCAUGCCCCCUCGCUCCGGCCCCCGGGCUCACCACAUGCCCCCAAGAGGGAGAGACUACGAUGACAUGAGUCCACGCCGAGGACCUCCUCCACCUCAGAGAGGAGGCAGAGGGGGAGGGCGACCCCCACGCAAUAUGCCAAUGGGACCGCCCCACCACCGCAGAGGCGAUGACCAGUAUUCCUACAGCUCCCACCGCAGUCACUCAGACGACAGACGGCAUGGGGACAGGAGAGGAAGACCUGGAGAUCGCUAUGGCAGUAUGAAUGAUGGUGGCUACGACAACAACUCCUCCUGGGAUAGCUAUCAUUCUGGUGGAAGAGGUAGCUACAGUGACAUGGGAGGUCCCGUCAUCACCACACAAGUGACAAUUCCCAAAGAUUUGGCUGGAUCCAUCAUUGGAAAAGGAGGCCAGAGGAUUAAGCAGAUCCGACGUGAAUCUGGAGCGUCGAUCAAAAUCGACGACCCACUCCAGGGCUCUGAAGAUCGUAUCAUCACCAUCGCUGGCACACAGGAUCAGAUUCAGAAUGCACAGUACCUGCUACAGAACAGUGCGCUUCACAUCCUGGGACGCCAUGACUAACCCAACUCGUCCUCCGCCUCUCUCAGGACCUACAGCACCACUCCACGUGUGAAACCCUGCAUCCCUCCACCACCAUUUAUUCUGCUGCAGCUUAGAUUUUGUGCGAGGGAAGAUCUUUGGUUGAGCUUUCGGCUUCAGCGGAUGAAUCGAUUUGGAAUAUCCUCCUGUUAUCUAGGAUUGAAUUCAUAUUUGGCUUGGCAUUUAUUAUUUUUUAUUUUAUUUUUAUUUUUUUUUAAAGUUGGUUUUUAUUUUCAGUUUCAAUUUAAAGCAUCAUGCUUGCAGCGCUUCACAUAAAAGCCUGCCAUUAUGCUGUUGGGUUUUGUAUUGCUUUUUCUUUUUUCCUCAACCGGCCAUCCCAAAUCAGUCCUGAAUGUGUACACACGUUUGUUUUUUCUUUUUAAUUGUAAGAUUUUUAAUAUCUGUUUACUUUCAUCUCCUGCAAAGGUGAAAGGGGAAAAAAAAACCUUGUGGCUGUAUGGAGAACAUGGUGUGUAAAUAUCCAUUCAUUUCUAUGGAAAAAGAAGAAUUGAUAUAUAAGUCUGAAAAUCCUGUACCUGUUCUGUCGGUGUUUAGCUGUCUCCUGAUCCAGGCAUCACAGAAGCUUGUCCACAGGCCGCUGUGACCUCUGGAGAAACUAAGCUUAAUAUUGUGGGUUGUGUAUCAGUUUUCUCUCCCCAGUUUUUGCUGGGUUUUAAAACCUAGUACUUAUCCAAUUUGCUCUACCUCUGGAAUUUUUUCAUAGGUCUGCCACUCUGACAUGGGGCCCACUUUUUCCUUUUUCCUUUUAUUUUUAAAUGGAAAAUGUGGGUGUGAAGUUGUUCUGCUUUGGAUUGUGUUUUGUGUCGGGACAGAACAGUUAAAUUGGGGUUUUUCUCCCUCUCCUCUGUUUUUGGUUCUUUUUCUUACUCUAAUUGUCUGAUGUUCCUCACCCUGAUACAUUUGUAGAUCGUCAUUUGUCGACAAUAAAAUAUGCCAGUUUUUUUUUUUAAUGAAA
This is a messenger RNA of Hemibagrus wyckioides, 2401 nucleotides long. RefSeq names its product heterogeneous nuclear ribonucleoprotein K (gene hnrnpk). Gene Ontology annotation, biological process: regulation of transcription by RNA polymerase II; regulation of mRNA splicing, via spliceosome. The transcript has 16 exons. Gene Ontology annotation, molecular function: mRNA binding. Gene Ontology annotation, cellular component: nucleus; cytoplasm. Lineage: Eukaryota; Metazoa; Chordata; Actinopteri; Siluriformes; Bagridae. The record is from RefSeq and is a predicted model, not a curated record. The coding region runs from base 112 to 1407 and encodes 431 amino acids.